AUGGUUCUACUGACGAAAAGGUUCUCCAAGGUCUUCAAGCUGACGCUGGUGGCUGCUCUGUUCUUCUUGGCUUUUGUGCUAUCCAGCAGGUAUGUAGACAAGGAUUUGCCAUCGCGCGAAUACCGCCAAUACUUGCAGGACUACAUCGACACAUACACUGGGGGUAGUGGGAGCAAAGACGUGGGACCUGAAAAGGGCAAGAACCCGGCGGCUGCAAUCAAAGCCAGUAAUCAGUUCCUCGGCGAUGAACGUGGGGCUAAAAACGCGGGGACGUCGUUCGGUAAAGAUACAAAGAAUCCAGUGGCAGCAGAGUCUACAGCGGCCGAUAAGCGCAAAGAGGGCAUGCAGCAAUUCUACAAGCAGGUGUUUCACAGUCUGCGAAUGAAUUCCCCCAUGGGUAAAUCGGCACGUCAAUACGACCCACGUUGCAAGCUCAAUGGGGACAUUGGUGCCCGUCCCGAUGACUACGAAAAUUGGUCUAAAUUGACGAGUAAAAACCUGGGCGAGUGCCUCAUCAUUUCGCCGAAGGAAAAGCAAACGCUCAAAAGCAAGCAUCGCGACUACGUAGAAAGUUUGCAGAAGCUGGUUCUACCCAAGGGAACCUACAAAGGCGACGGGAUCGUCACCGUGGGUGGCGGUAAGUUCUCGAUGCUUGCGUUUUUGAUCAUCAAGACGUUGCGAAACCUAGGUACUACGCUACCGGUGGAAGUAUUUAUUCCUCCCAAAGACGAAGGCGAAGAAGAGUUUUGUAACGUCUUGCUGCCCAAAUACAACGCCAAAUGUAUUUUCAUCUCGGAUGUUCUGCCUGACGAUGUCAUCGACAAUUUCGACUUCAAGGGGUAUCAGUUCAAGUCAAUCUCGAUCAUUGCCUCGAGUUUCGAAAAUCUGCUUCUUUUGGACGCUGACAAUUUCCCUAUCAAGCCUCUGGAUCAGAUUUUCGAAGGAGAGCCUUACACGAGCACUGGUAUGGUACUAUGGCCCGACUUUUGGAGACGUACAACAAAUCCAGCAUACUAUGAUAUUGCGGAUAUUCCUAUCAACUACCAGAAAAGGGUGCGGAACUGUAUGGAUGAUAUCACACCUCCGCAAGUAUACACUCCUGAUCUGUCUGACCUAUCGGACGUCCCGCUCCACGACCUGGAGUCUACGAUCCCCGAUGUCUCGACCGAAUCGGGCCAACUAAUGAUCAGCAAAUCUAAACAUUUACCCACUGUGUUGCUAUCAUUGUACUACAAUGUCAAUGGACCAUCCUGGUACUACCCCAUCUUCUCGCAGAAGGCCUCUGGAGAAGGUGACAAAGAAACUUUUAUCGCUGCUGCCAAUUACUACGGGCUGUCUUCAUACCAAGUCAAAUCUGUGACAGCUGUCGAUGGGUACCAUCAACCUUCAGGGUUCAGAGGUGUUGCGAUGUUGCAGCACGAUUUUGUGCAAGAUCACCAACGCUACAAGUGGGCCUCUAGUGAAAUCAAUGCCAAGUAUGGGGAUCAGUCGGGGGCUUCUAUUGCGAUAGACCCCGAGUACUCACCCGAGGCCGUUUACAAGACCUAUUUUGAACCCGAAGAUCGCAAAGAAGUCGACAUCAUGUUUGUUCACUCGAAUCUUCCGAAGUUUGAUCCCUUCACGUUGUGGUCUGACCAGGAUCUAAUUGUGGACGGAAAGCAUAUUCGCUCCUACACGAACUUGAAACGGCUCAACGGAUACGAUCUCGAGCUGGAAAACUUCCGUGCUUUCAAGCAAUAUCUGUGCAAGCAACGCUCUCACUUCAAGUACCUGGACGACAACUUGGGCACCGACCGUAGAAAGUGGCAACAGAUGUGCACAUAUAUAUCCGAUAGACUACGGUUUUUGGAGAAAACUCACUUGGAGGCCACCGGUGCAAAAUAA
This is a messenger RNA of Lachancea sp. 'fantastica', 1884 nucleotides long. The record is from the annotation of a GenBank genome assembly. Lineage: Eukaryota; Fungi; Ascomycota; Saccharomycetes; Saccharomycetales; Saccharomycetaceae.